Molecule: messenger RNA, 1424 nt
Organism: Hordeum vulgare subsp. vulgare (domesticated barley)
Lineage: Eukaryota; Viridiplantae; Streptophyta; Magnoliopsida; Poales; Poaceae
Product: probable cinnamyl alcohol dehydrogenase 5
Exons: 4
Coding region: 139-1257 (372 amino acids)
Biological process (GO): lignin biosynthetic process
Molecular function (GO): cinnamyl-alcohol dehydrogenase activity; zinc ion binding
Source: RefSeq, a predicted model, not a curated record
UCCCUCCCCCCACCUAGUCGCCUGCUUGGCAUCCAACUUCUAAUCGCCUCACCACACAGAAAAGGCAAAAGGAAACAAAAACCUCAUAGAAUUUCCGGGGAGUUACUCUAGAGAUUUCCGGCGGAACCUCGCGCCAGGAUGGCACCCACGGCGACGGAGCCGGAGCAGAGCCAGCAGCACACGAAGAAGGCGGUGGGCCUGGCGGCGCUCGACGCCUCCGGCCGCCUCUCCCCGCUCGCCAUCACCCGAAGAAGCACCGGAGACGACGAUGUCAUGAUAAAGAUUCUGUACUGCGGGAUCUGCCACUCUGACCUGCACAGCAUCAAGAACGACUGGAAGAACGCUAAGUACCCCAUGAUCCCUGGGCACGAGAUCGCCGGCGAGGUCACCGAGGUCGGCAAGAACGUGACCAAGUUCAAGGCCGGCGACCGUGUCGGUGUCGGGUGCAUGGUGAACUCGUGCCAGUCCUGCGAGAGCUGCGACAAGGGCUUCGAGAACCACUGCCCGGGCAUAAUCUUCACCUACAACUCGGUCGACCGUGACGGCACUGUCACCCACGGCGGCUACUCCAGCAUGGUGGUGGUGCACGAGCGUUUCGUGGUCCGGUUCCCGGACGCCAUGCCGCUGGACAAGGGCGCGCCCCUGCUGUGCGCCGGCAUCACCGUGUACAGCCCCAUGAAGUACCACGGGCUGAACGUUCCCGGGUUGCACCUUGGCGUGCUGGGACUGGGCGGACUGGGCCACGUCGCCGUCAAGUUCGGCAAAGCCUUUGGGAUGAAGGUGACGGUGAUCAGCUCGUCGCCAGGGAAGAAGCAGGAGGCCCUCGAGAGGCUUGGCGCUGACGCGUUCGUCGUCAGCAAGGACGCCGACGAGAUGAAGGCUGCGGUGAGCACCAUGGAUGGCAUCAUAAACACGGUGUCUGCAAACAUCCCCAUGGCCCCUCUCCUCGGGCUACUCAAGCCCAACGGCAAGAUGAUCAUGGUCGGCCUCCCAGAGCAGCCUAUCGAGGUCCCUCCCUUUGCUCUGGUUGCCAGGAACAAGACCCUGGCCGGGAGCUGCAUCGGCGGCAUGAGGGACACCCAGGAGAUGCUGGACCUCGCGGCGAAGCACGGCGUGACGGCAGACAUCGAGGUGAUAAGCGCGGAGUACGUGAACACAGCGAUGGAGCGCCUUGCCAAGGCUGACGUCAGGUAUCGAUUCGUCAUCGACAUCGCCAACACCCUCGACAAGGCCGCCGCUGCAGCCACAACCGAGUGACCGCCGACGUAACUCUAAGCGCUGCUCGCGGUCUACGUUGGUCUCUGGUUCUCUGCUGUUAUCACAUACUUUAUCAGUAGUACUAGUAACAUUGAACAGUCGAAAAUUAUUGUCAGUGAUGUACUCCCUCCGUUCCUAAAUAUAAGUCUUUUAAGAGAUUUCACUAA